CGUAUUUAAAAGAGGCAUGCUUUAUUAUUUUCGCCCUUUAUUUAAAUACCGCAAUAAACUAGAGCUCUAAAAGAGUUUCAGUUUUGGAGAUUUCAUAUUGCAUGCCACGUGAAGGUUGAGAAGUGGUAGUUCCGAAAAUAAUAUAAAAGAAAAGUUGACUCGAUCGAUCGAGCAAAUCCCGUGUUGAGAUCUGUGAAAGAUGAGGCCGAAGAUUUAUCUUUUCGGUGACUCGAUCACUGAGGAGUCCUUUGGGGAUGGAGGUUGGGGUGCAUCUCUUGCCAACCAUUUCUCUCGCUCGGUUGAUGUGGUGCUAAGAGGGUACAGUGGAUACAACACGAGGUGGGCCGUGAAGGUGCUGGACAAGGUUUUUCCUGCGGUGGAAGGCGGUGACGGUGGCGACCCAUUAGCUGUGACGGUGUUCUUUGGCGCAAACGACGCUUGCCUGCCAGACAGAUGCUCAGCCUUCCAACACGUGCCUCUCGAAGAAUAUAAUCACAACCUCAUCUCCAUUGUUUCCUUUCUCAAGAAGCAAUGGCCAAGGACUCAAAUUCUUCUCAUAACCCCUCCUCCAAUUGAUGAAGAUGGGCGCCUACGAUAUCCUUACACUGAGAAUCCGUCGGGUCAGCCUGAGAGAACAAAUGAAGCUGCUGGUGCUUAUGCGAAAACAUGUGUUGCUGUUGCUAGAGAAUGUGAGAUACCAGCGGUAGACCUCUGGACUAAAAUGCAGCAGUUUCCUGACUGGGAAAAAGCUUGUCUGAGGGAUGGUUUGCACCUCACUCAAAAUGGAAACAAGAUUGUGUUUGAGGAAGUGAUCACGAAACUGAGAGAUGAAGGCUUGAGUCUCGAAAUUUUGCCAGUUGAUCUCCCACUGCUAACUGAUAUUGACCCUAACGACCCCCUCAAGGCUUUCCAGAAGUAACAUAGAUAUCGUACAUUAUCAUUAUGUUCUGUGGGAUCUUUUGCUACAAUAUUGUCACAGGGUCAUGUUGUCAGUCAACUUGAGAACCUCGUAACUUAAUUUGUGUCUAUAAAUUAGCUCUGGCUGAUCUAAAAGCAUCUCUUUUGGCCGGUGGAAUA
This is a messenger RNA of Carya illinoinensis, 1077 nucleotides long. RefSeq names its product GDSL esterase/lipase At5g45920. The record is from RefSeq and is a predicted model, not a curated record. Gene Ontology annotation, molecular function: hydrolase activity, acting on ester bonds. Bases 200 to 919 code for a protein of 239 amino acids. The transcript is spliced from 5 exons. Lineage: Eukaryota; Viridiplantae; Streptophyta; Magnoliopsida; Fagales; Juglandaceae.